GGUUACGGCUAGACUGGACCUGAUCGUCAUUUGUCAGUGAGCGUGAGCGUUUAUGAAACGGUUGUGCCUGUACUUUGUUUUGAAACUUAUCUUCUCUUUAUUUUUCAAAAAAAUACCAGUGCUGUCUUAUCUUUGAAUUAUGGCUGAUGAUCCGGAUUUCUCCUUUUGCCUUGAGGAUUCAACUAAUGAAUUAUUGAAGCACGAAAAAAUGAGUGCCAAGAAUACUGCAGUGCUUUUGAAAAACCAUGAGAUUGCAUAUCAGCUUGUUACGGAUUUUGUAAAUGUUUCUAAGAAUGAAAAACACCUGGGGGAGUCAUUGACACAUAUACGAAAGUUGGAGCGGGAAAAAGAUUUACUGGAAACUAAAAUACGAAGAGGUGAAGAAAUAACUGCAGAACUUCGGGAAGAAAGCAGCAAUCUUCGCUCUCAACUAUUGGACAAGCAAAAUGAGGUGCCGUUGCUUGCACAGGAUGGGGAAAUGUUGAAGGAGAAGUUACGAGAAUUGCUAAUAGAUGAAAAUGUUGUGAAAACUGAAAAGGAACAGCAGCAUAAUUCUGUCAUACUAACUAAAGAUCAGUACAAGAAGUUUGUCGGGUGUCAUAUUCGUCUCCUAGAAAGGGAUGAUCACGGUCAUACCUAUAUUUUCAAAUUUGAGAACUCACCACCAGGAAGCACAGAGACUUUACCUCCAAAAUCUGCAAAGGUGUAUCAAUCUUUGAAGAAGGAAUGGAAAUUACUAGAAACAAACCCUAUUCUGCCAAACUUCGAGCUUCUAUCGAAAACACUUAGUGAAACGCAGGACAUUCAAGGCCUUCUGCGGCUAUUAAACACCACUUUAAAACAGCAAGCUAAGCAGCACUCCAAAGGAAGAGAAAUUUAAUGCUUUCCAUCAAGUAUGACGUGUAUGUAUUGUAUCUACUAGUAAUUUUGAAGCCUGUAUAAUAAUC
This is a messenger RNA of Thrips palmi, 947 nucleotides long. RefSeq lists its product as uncharacterized. The record is from RefSeq and is a predicted model, not a curated record. The coding region runs from base 140 to 880 and encodes 246 amino acids. The transcript has 5 exons. NCBI's taxonomy places the organism in Eukaryota, Metazoa, Arthropoda, Insecta, Thysanoptera, Thripidae.